AUGUCCUUGGUGGACCUGGGGAAGAGGUUGCUGGAAGCGGCUCGCAAGGGCGAAGAUGACGAAGUGAGAAAGCUGAUGGCGAGCGGGGCGCCGUUCACCACGGACUGGCUGGGGACGUCGCCUCUUCACCUGGCUGCCCAGUAUGGCCACUAUUCGACAGCCGAAGUGCUGCUCCGAGCUGGUGUUAGCAGAGAUGCCCGAACAAAAGUGGACCGGACGCCACUGCACAUGGCUGCGGCUGACGGACACGCUCGCAUUGUGGAGCUGCUAAUUAGGAACGGGGCCGAUGUGAACGCCAAGGACAUGCUGAAAAUGACGGCUCUGCACUGGGCCGCCGAGCACAACCACCGAGACGUCGUGGAGCUGCUCAUCAAGUACGGAGCCGAUGUCCACGCGUUCAGCAAGUUCGAUAAGUCGCCUUUCGAUAUCGCUCUGGACAAGAACAAUCCAGAGACUCUCGUCAUGCUGCAGGAAGCAAUGCAGAACCAGGUAAACGCUCAUCCGGAGCGAACGGAGCCCAUCGCCAACACUGUGACGCUCACCUCACCGCUUAUUCUUGCACCAGGAGAAGUUCUCAGUCUCACGGGUCUCGUCUCUUCAGCAAACGCCAAAACAACCUCAGGUGGCUCCCACGUCUCCACGGUGCAGUUUGCCAACUCGACCACCUCCGUGCUCGCCACGCUUGCGGCCCUCGCCGAAGUAUCGGCACCGCUUUCCGACUCGGGCAGAGACUCAGGUGAGACGGAGGAAACAGCGGAAGCGAGUCCCGUCGAUUCUGCCGUACAACACGCGGUCGGCGGCGGAGGGCAGCGCGUCAUCGCCAUCGUCACCGACGGA
Messenger RNA from Tauraco erythrolophus (red-crested turaco), 837 nucleotides. NCBI's taxonomy places the organism in Eukaryota, Metazoa, Chordata, Aves, Musophagiformes, Musophagidae. The record is from RefSeq and is a predicted model, not a curated record.